Ascochyta rabiei is the source of this 1773-nucleotide messenger RNA. RefSeq lists its product as uncharacterized. The coding region runs from base 1 to 1773 and encodes 590 amino acids. The transcript has a single exon. The record is from RefSeq and is a predicted model, not a curated record. NCBI's taxonomy places the organism in Eukaryota, Fungi, Ascomycota, Dothideomycetes, Pleosporales, Didymellaceae.
AUGUACCUCCUCCCACCAUCUCAAUCUCCGCCCCACGCCCUCGCCCACAUCGCCACCAUUUCCCCACGCUCUGCUGAUGAAACUCAAUGUGGAUUCACGGGCAACAACGAUAUCUAUGGCAUUGGGAUCCGGAUUGGUAUCUACGCGCAGAUUCUUGCUGUUUGGUUCGCGAACUACUUCCUCUUCUCCGAAGCGCAAGUCUUGCGCGACUCCGUCAGCAUUUUCAGCGUCGCGCUGCUGAUCGUUGCGCUUAUAUACGCCACAAGCCCGCAAGAUGUUUAUGCAGUGGAAGGCUUUGUAAUUUUGCAGAUCUUGGCUUGGAGUUGUAUCAUGGGUGUCAGGGCCAAAUCGAGUUACAGCAAGGGGAUUUUCAGUAGAGGAAGUCUGCUGAGGAGAGGUGUUUGCGAGAUUGUCAACUUAGCGAAUGUUGUAUUGCAUGUAUGGUUCUGGUGGGUUGGGAUCGGAAGGAUGAAAGAGACACCCUGUGGGACGUAUGUUAUGAUGUAUGUGGUCAGGACAGGUAUGUUUGGGUGGGCGCGGAAGGUCAUGAUGGCGAUGAGCUUGUUUGUGCUGUGCUGUACGGUGUACUGGGCAAGCGUAGAGUUUCUGAGGCCCUGGACGAUGUGGAAGAUCAGCAAUUCAAGGGAGAAGUUCGUUGAAGCUGUUAAGCGGUAUGAGCAGUCAGCAUUCCAAGAGGCCGUGGAUGCAGUCGUUAUGGAAGAAAAAGAAGACAGGGAGGUCGAGCAAAUCUGCUUAUGCACAGACGUAGAUACCGGUAACGCAUGCUCCAGGUCUUCCUGUCUGCAUUGCUCACCCACGAAGUCUCAUUUCGGCUUCGAUCGCGAAGCUACUUUGGUUAUUCGACGAGAGGGCUCCUCGGGCGGGAACUCGACGAACGACUACGCAUCGUCACCACGCAACUCAGCGGAUGAGAGCGGCUCUGCGAAAUCCACACGUUCGUAUGCGGAAAAUCAUUUCAACAGAAAUCUGACGGAGCCGUCCAUAUUACAAGAAGUAUACGAGAGCGAGUUGUACAUCAAGCACUGCAUAUCAGCAAGUCCAUACCACAAAAGCGAGGACGGCAAGCCUCCUCCGCUCUUAGUCGUCUUACGUUCGAUCUUCUCUCCGUCGAAGCAUCGUAUUUCAGGCGGCAUCAACAACCCACCAUCAUGGUUCCGCUGUCAUCUACACACUUGGGCGCUCUUUCUCACGCUUCGCUUCCCACCACAAGCCUUCAUCAUCUACUCGCACCUCCGCCAAUCUCGACUACUCGAUCCACUAAACAGACCAUUCCAACUGUACGCCGCAGUGACAUACAAAUGUGCCAGCCACGCGGAUUUGCCACACUGGGCGUCAGUGUCAAUAGCUUCGUCUCUAAUGCUUGCGGCGCCCGAGACACCGAAGAAAGUCUGGCUUGGGUGGUACUAUACAGUCUUGGAUCUGGCCAUACAUGUCAUUGUCAUCGUCCAACUCGAGCUCACAUUGCGAUGGAACAGAGUGAAUGGAUUGAGUGGUUUGUGGACGGGUGUCGGGCAGCUGGUGCCGUUUAUCAUCGGAGUCGGCGGGUUGGUGCUUGUGAGCGGCAGAUGGGUCAUCAGAGUCUGGGUGAAGUGGAAGAAAGGUGUGGGUAGGAUUAGUGGCUGGGGGAAAGACGGUUUACUUGAGGGAGAGGAAGGAGGAAAAGAGCAGUGCGGUGAGACUUUUGGUUUGGCGAGAGAUGUCAGGGAAGGGUAUGGGAAAUGGCGAGAAUUGCGAAAGUCUCGAGUGAUUUAA